AUGAGCCAGCUACUAAAAUACGAAUACUACGACACGCCCGAGGGGCAGGAUAUCUUUAUGAAGACAUUUGCUAUCUCUAAAUACGCAGCACUGGCUGGCACGGCUUUGGCAUCAAUGGAUGUCCUGAUGUAUUCUCAUCCCAAGGGUUUUGCGGCUACGGCAGGCAGGUUUGCUUGGUUUUUAGGUCCAAUGGUGGGAAUGGCUGCUGGAUUCGCCGUGACUGCGAACACAGUUCAGAACAUAAGAGGAAAGAACGAUAAAUUGAACUAUUUCUUGGGUGGAGUAGUCUCAGGCAGUAUUUUCACUGCAUGGAUGAGAGCUGGUGUCAUCGCCGUGCCUGCCGCCGUGAUCCUGGGUGCCGCGGCUGUAGUAAAGAAAACUUCAAUUGAAGAAGGCUGGUCAUUCUUCCCAUCUGUACCACAUGCUACUCAGUCAGCAAGAUCAGUCAAAUAUGACUGGACCAUGGUCAAAGAUAUAGAUGAACUUAAGAACUUUACUGCAGGCUCCAACUAA
Spodoptera littoralis (African cotton leafworm) is the source of this 513-nucleotide messenger RNA. Lineage: Eukaryota; Metazoa; Arthropoda; Insecta; Lepidoptera; Noctuidae. The record is from the annotation of a GenBank genome assembly.